AUGGAUAAGAGGAUAGGCGUGGCUAGUUCACAGGAGGAUUUGCAGGGCUGUGCAACACUGGACACUAUCCACUCGCCUAGACUUUUCGUGGAUAUCAGCGAAUCACUUCAAUCUGCUAGCACCUGCAGUACAAGCCAGCGGAAAGGAGAAGCCAUGAAAGAAGCUGUACAACAUCCAGGAGAGGUGUACUACAAUGUGGGAAGCGCUGCGUUAGAGCAGGCGCAUGAUAACAAUGGAUCCAGAGUCCCUUCCAACGCAGAGGCCCAGGGCACUGCUGUUUUCAACCCAGAGAAAGGGCACCCAGGCCGGGGACAUUUCUCGCAGGGUGGCCCUAUGAAAUGGCUGCACCAGGACGCUGUGCAGGCCCCGGGCUGGUCUCAGGCUGUUCCUAACAUGUCUGGCUGGGGCCAGAACUUUAGCCCUUAUCUGGCGGGCAUGAGCGAGGCUCGGGGGCAGAUGGUGUACCCCAAGCCGAACCACGAUGGCGACGGGCUGCCACUAGAGAAGCCGCCUCAAAGCUCCAAUGAGGCCUUCAAGGAGGCCCAGGCUCAGGCCCAAGCCCAGGCCCAGUCGAGAGGCCUGGAGUGGGAUCAGCGUGCGACAACUGCCGCCAUGCGUCACGCCCAACUCCAGGCCUUCCAGCAGGGUCACAAGCCUAGCGAGCUGCCGUCCCAGCCGCACACCAUCCGUCCCGGCAUGCAGGGCUCCAUGCUGCAGCCGUUCCAGCUGGCUUUCGGUGCCACCAAGCAGCCCGUGCCCUCGACGUACUACCAGGUCUUCCCAGGAAACAACGCCGUGCCCGGUAUGCCGUACAGCGAGCAGCCCAAAUCCCAGCACCAGUUGCUGCAGUUGCAGCAGCAGAUGCAGCAACAACAGCAGCAGCAGCAUCAGCACCGUCAGCUCCAACAGCAGCAGCAGCAGCAGCAGCAUCACCAAAUGCAGCAUCACCAGCAACAACAGGCAAGACAUCAGCAGCAGCAUCAAAUGCAGCAGCAUCAUAUGCAACAGCAGCAACAAAUGCACCAAAUAUAUCAGCAGCAACAGCUGCAUGAACAGCUGCAACAAAUGCAUCACUUGCAACAGCAUCAAAAACAACAGCAACAACAACCAGUUCAUUUACAGACAUCGCCUCAGCCAAACCCGUCCCAGCAGGAGACUAUACAGGCCCAGCCACAUUCUCAGCCUCAGCCUCAGCCUCAGCCCCAGCCCCAGCAGCUAGACCCUCACCCUCCUCCCUACCAAUCCGACAGCCAGCCCUCCAGUGCCAGUCCACCGCCCCCCCAGCUGCACCAGCCCCAAACCCUGGAGCCCAGACUUGAAGAGCCUCUGUCAGAUCCACCUGCCAUUCCGGAGCUGAGCGCCCCUUCCAAGCCUGCCCCGGAAACCCAGGAGCUGCCACUUCUCCCCCGUCGCUCCAGACGGCUGUCCAAAGAUGGGCUCUCGCCCACAGCAGCAGCGCCAUCCUCCGUGCCCUGGAACCAGGCCAGCAGGGACCCCUCAGGAGCCCACAACAGAGGGGAGGGCAUCCAGGGGCUGACUGGAGGGGUAAUCCAGAGCACCCGGAGACGCAGGGCCUCCAAGGAGAUCAACUUGGAGACGCUGGCCCAGAAGGCGUCGGAGAUGGAGUCACUUCCUGCAAAAAUUAUCAAGUCGGAUGAAGGUGCUCCAGGCAGGCAGGGUGUGGGAGGGGGCAUGGUGCCGCUGGUCAUCCCAGUCUCGGUGCCUGUCCAUCAGGAUCCUGCUCAGGGGGAGACGGGGUCCGGGUGGUCCCACGGUCGGGCACAAGAGACGGCAGGGCACCACUACCCCACCAAACACACACCCUCUGUCAUUGUGGCUCGGCGGCGGUCACUGAAGAACCCAGCGCCUGGCGGCCUCGGGCAGGACGAGGCGAAGGAUGACGACGGGCCCAAGUCGAAGCGGCGCCCGCGGCCCGAGCCGCUCUUCAUCCCGCCGCCCAAAGUUAGCAACUUCAUCGUGCCGUCCGUCUACUCCAGCAUCACGCCCUACCAGAGCCACCUGCGCUCUCCCGUGCGCCUGCCCGAUCACCCGCUGGCGAUGCCGCCCUACACGCCGCCGCCCAUCCUGUCACCGGUGCGAGAGGGCUCCGGCCUCUACUUCUCCACCUUCCUCUCCUCUAUGGCAGCCGGCUCGCAAGUGCUCCCGCCGCCCGCCACGCCCAAGUCGGCCACUCGCAGCCUCCUGCGCUCCGGCAGUUCAGACAUCACCCCCCCUGUGCUCCCCCCAUUCGGAGAGGCCACACCUGUCAGCCUAGAGCCGCGCAUCAAUAUUGGCCUUAAGUAUCAGGCAGAGAUUCCGGAAAUGCAGGAUCGCUCCAGGGCCCAGCAGGACCCGCACAAGGCCAAUCUGCUGUGGGCCCCACUCCAGGUAUCCCCAUCCAGCCGGGACCAAGACGAACGAGUGGACGACCUAAUGAGCUUGGCCUGCUCCAGCGUGCUGACAGGAGGAGGGACCAAUCAGGAGCUGGCACUGCACUGCCUGCAUGAGUGUCGGGGUGAUGUCAUGGAAACACUUGCCAUGCUGUUGCUGAAGUGCCCCAUGUUUCCUGAAAGCCAUCCGUUAGCAGACUACCACUACUCAGGCUCAGGUAGCUGGAGUCAGGAGGAGAAGCGCUACUUCAAUAAGGGCAUUUCAGCCUACAGGAAGGACUUCUUCAUGGUGCAGAAAGUGGUGCGGACGAAAACGGUGGCCCAAUGUGUAGAGUUCUACUACACCUACAAGAAGCAGGUGAAAAUCACUCGUAGCGGAGUUCUCACAUAUGGCCCCCCAGACCCUGAGGAACGUAACGCAGAGAACAUCCCCAGAUGUCAUGCUGCCGAGGAAGCUCAGGACAGCAAGACCUGGCAUGAGUCACAUGAGCGGACAGGAGAGUCGGGGCAACAUAAAGGGACUCAGAACCUCCAUAACUACGUCAACACAGGGGCGGAGUCUGUGAUAAAGUUGGAGAGGGAUGACAGGCAGAGGGAGGAGGGGCCUCCAUUAGCACCACCCCCUCAGGCUCCACCCAGCAGUGUGCCCCGGAAGCCUCGCUCGGAACCUGCAGGGAAGAAGAGUAAACCGCCUGCAAAGCCUUCGCAGGAACCAGAGGGAGAGUUCCCCUGCAAAAAAUGUGGCAGGAUCUUUCAUAAGGUGAAGAGCCGCAGUGCCCACAUGAAAAGCCACUCUGAGCAGGAGAAGAAGGCCGCAGCCCUGCGCCUACGCGAGGAAGAGGAGCGUGCCACCGCCGCAGCAGCGUUGGCAGCGGCAGAGUUGGCCCGGAAACGGGCAGGAGAGGCAGCGGCCGCGGUAGCGGCGGCACAGAACGGAAGAGGGGAGGAAGAUGAGGCUGAGGACGACGAGGAGAAAGGGGAGAGGAGAGGAAGGAGGAGGGAGCAGGUGGACAACAGCAGCGCCGGCGAGUCGUCAGAGACGGCAGAGGAUGAGAAUGAUGAAGACUGGCAAUGAGGGAGGAAGAGGGAUGAGAAGGAGAAGAGACAGGGGGACGCACACAGAGAGGAUACAAACAAAUUUAUACAGAGGAAGCAAAGGACAGAGUAAGACAGCCAGACCUUCACUGAUAUUCCCUCUCCCCCCAUCUCUCUGCCUUUUAAAACUGCCCAUGAGCACUGACUUGGACUCCAGGAGGGGGUUGGUGAAACUCACUUGCCCAUAAGGCCCUACCCAACAAGGGCUCCUAGGACUGGGGAUACAUCGGUCACUCCUGUUCGCCUUUGAAGCCCAAUUGUAGACCAUCUUUGCCUUUCAGUCUGUAGCCUUCAUAUCACUGAACAGAAAGUCAUAUCAAACGAGACAAGAAAAAUCAAGGACUUUUGUACUCCGACAGUACUAGCCACCAAACUGGGUGCCUUGUCUAUUUUAUAUGUAUGUUUUUUUUAUUUUACUAGACAAUCUUUAUUUGGUAUCGUUUCUGUUUUUUGUUUGUCCGCACUCCAUAGGAUUCAAACAAACGGGUUAAGCUGACUUUCUGCAGUUCACAUGUUUAAUUUGAGGAGUCACCAUAUAUAGCACGUCUGUUUACACACGUCCAGAUACUCUACACAUUGUCAUGUAGAGUACUUUGGAGGCCGGUUGAGAUCUGCUUUCAGUCUUCCUGUUGUUUUGCGUUGUUUGGUGGUUAUUUUUUUUGUGUUUUUUGUUUGUUUGUUGUUGCUGUUGUUGUUUGAUGAGGUAAGGGCCUCAGCAUGUUUCCUUCGUCCAAACGAGACUGCCAAAGUUGUUCUGAUAUCUAGGGGCACUUGAGUUUGUUCAUUUAACUGUUCACUGUUAUUAACAGAUGAAAUGAUGCAAUGAAUUUUAGCUCGUUAGAGAGUUAAGGAAGAAUGUGCUGGUACUGAAAGUGUUCACGUGUGUGUGUGUGUUUGUGUGUUUGCAUGUCCUCAGGAACAUAACCAUGUCCGAUAUCGUCAAAGCAACUGUUGAGUGUUUUUCGUUUUUUAUUCUUUGUUUGAACUUAAAAAAAAAAAAAAAAGAACACCAACUUUUUGUGCACAUUGUUAGAUUCAUACUUAACGAUUUUUAAACUCUAAAAAAUAUAUAUACUUAUUCUAUAUGAUUAAGGGACCUUGAAAUGAAUGUGUUUUUGACUAUGAAUUGUAUAUAUGGUGUAAAUUGAUAUAUUUUAACAUCCUCUAUAUUGUCAGAGGGCGUUUGAUCAAAUUGAUUUUUUUUUUUCUGUUUCUUUUUUUUUUAAGAAAACAAAUGCUAUUAAUCGCUUGUAUAAUCAACAAAGAACUGCUACUUGGAUAGUGUUGUGCAUUUUGAUUAAAAGUCAUUAUCUA
Clupea harengus (Atlantic herring) is the source of this 4799-nucleotide messenger RNA. It is a transcript of the gene mideasa, whose product is annotated as mitotic deacetylase associated SANT domain protein a. Gene Ontology annotation, cellular component: transcription regulator complex; histone deacetylase complex. The record is from RefSeq and is a predicted model, not a curated record. The coding region runs from base 1 to 3465 and encodes 1154 amino acids. The transcript has 14 exons. Lineage: Eukaryota; Metazoa; Chordata; Actinopteri; Clupeiformes; Clupeidae. Gene Ontology annotation, biological process: negative regulation of DNA-templated transcription; regulation of transcription by RNA polymerase II. Gene Ontology annotation, molecular function: transcription corepressor activity.